AUGUUUGAUUCAUUAUCUUCAAAUUCCAAAAUUGGAGCAUUCAAUGGUAGCAAUACCUGGGCAGAAUCAUUCAGUACGCCUACUUCGACUCAAAAAUCAAAAUUUUUCCAGGAUAUUCAAUUUAGUCAAAGAUCUACUAUCACUAAUAAUAAUAAUAAUAAUAAUGAGCCAAAGAAAUUUAAACAAUCCCCGACACAGAUAGCAAACCAAGCAGUCAAUGAGUUGUUGCCUGAUGCCCAUGUUUUGCCAUAUACAUGGACGAUUUUUUUCCAUUCUCGAAAGACCCGUCAACCGGUCAAAUCAGAAGAAAGCACUAUCACUGAUGCAACAACCCCUCCAGUGGAAGCUACUAAUCAACCUCAAGUUGCAACAUCAGUAGACUCUUUUUUACAAACAACCAAGGAAAUUGAAUUCCCUGAGGUGUGUACCAAAGAUACUUUUAACGGGCUUAGCAAGACCACCAUAACCAUUGCGUCGGUUGAACAAUUAUGGGAAGCAUUGUCAUUACUCAAAAGAACCAAUGACUUACCGGUGGGGUCAGAAUUGUUUAUCUUCAAAUCGGGAGUUGAACCAGUUUGGGAAGACAAGGUUAAUGCCAAAGGUGGUAGAUGGAUGUUCAAGUUUUCUAGAAGAAGUCAACCACAACAAUACGGUAAUGAUUCAUCUAAUGAACAACAGCAGCAACAGAACCAACAACAGCAACAACCAGGAAAAAUCGGCGGAGAAGACAUUGUUCAAAUCAGGAAAAGAAAUGCGUUGAUUUGGGAAAGAUUGGUGUUAAGAGUUCUUGGGGGUUCGUUGUUUGCUGAAGAAAACAUCAAUGGAGAAUUAUUAUUGAACGACAUUUCCGGUUUGGUGUUGAGUAUUAGACGCGAUGAGGACAUCAUUAGUAUUUGGAAUACCAACUUGUGUUUUGACAAGAGAUUCCAAGAAAAUUAUUUCAAGUCGAUUUUCAACAGCAACCCAGAACUUAAAAACCCAAUUAAAGACACUUUCAAGAGCAUUGAGAAUAGUGAUGACGACGAAGAGCAUGUCAAACUGUCUAACAGGUUGUUGUUCAAUGAUCGAAGAAUGGUGUGCUCUGCAGUGUUGAAAACCAUUAGAGAGGUGGAUGCUGUUAUCAAAGGUGGUGAUGUUUUGGUUUCUCAAGAUAUCAAUUCUACCGAACGGGUUUAUGGAGUCAAUUUUGAAUAUAGGUUGCAUGCUGACAAUUCCAGGGAUAAUGAAAAUGAUGGCAAACAUGAUUCCCAUCACAACCAUCAUCACCAUCAUCACCAUUACAAUAACAACAGCCGCAAUAACAGAAACCACAAUAACAGCAGUAACAACAACAAUAACAACAAUAAUAGCAACAACAACAAUAACAACAACAAUACCAGCAAUAAUAAUAGUAAUUCUAGAAGAUAUAAUAGUACCAGAUACAACAAGAAUCAUUCUGGCAAUAACGCUAAAGAAAACAAUAAUAAUGAGGUUGAAUUGGGAGUGGAUAAGAUUUUUGAAUCUGGGAGUUUUUCAAACUUAGGAAGAAGUAGAAGAAGAAGACCUGAGAAUGGUGGAGAAGAACACAAGAAUUUGAUGUCAUUUGGUAAUAGAAGAAGAAUGCAAAAUUUGCAGAAGAGUUCCAACCAUCAAACAAAUGAUUUCGAAAAUGGUGAGAGAGAAUGA
This is a messenger RNA of Saccharomycopsis crataegensis, 1665 nucleotides long. Its product is annotated as eukaryotic translation initiation factor 4E. Gene Ontology annotation, cellular component: eukaryotic translation initiation factor 4F complex; cytoplasm. The record is from RefSeq and is a predicted model, not a curated record. Gene Ontology annotation, molecular function: RNA 7-methylguanosine cap binding; translation initiation factor activity. Gene Ontology annotation, biological process: translational initiation. The transcript is spliced from 2 exons. NCBI's taxonomy places the organism in Eukaryota, Fungi, Ascomycota, Saccharomycetes, Ascoideales, Saccharomycopsidaceae. Bases 1 to 1665 code for a protein of 554 amino acids.